This is a messenger RNA of Pterocles gutturalis (yellow-throated sandgrouse), 2173 nucleotides long. RefSeq names its product tyrosine kinase with immunoglobulin-like and EGF-like domains 1 (gene TIE1). Gene Ontology annotation, molecular function: protein binding. The annotation marks the transcript as partial. Lineage: Eukaryota; Metazoa; Chordata; Aves; Pterocliformes; Pteroclidae. The transcript is spliced from 13 exons. The record is from RefSeq and is a predicted model, not a curated record.
AUGGGACUCCAGGUUUAUCUUCUGCUUCUCCUCCCAGGGCUGGCAGGGGCCAUCCUGGACAUCACCCUGAUUGCGAACGUGCAGAGCCUGUCCCACUCCGACUUCUUCCUCUCCUGCAUCAUGGGGGACCGUGACGUGAGCUACCUGCAGAUCGAGCGGGAGAACAAGAUCGUCAUGACGCACCCCAAGAUGGGCUUCCAAAACUACCGCAAUCGCAGCAACCACGUCCAGGCCAGGGGCUUCUCCAUGGCUGACCUGGUGGGGAUCCUCUACUGCCUGGGGCGCACCCCAACCGAGCAGGCCCAGGUGGUCUACGUGCACAACAGCCACAACGCCCACCUCUUCCCGGUGAAGGCCACACAGUCGGUGAACGUUGCCGAGCCAGCCACCUUCUCUGCCAGGGUCCUCAAGAGGAAGGAGACAGACGUUAUGUGGAAAAGAAAUGGCACCUACUACCAGACAACGGACCGGGGCGAGGUGCGGGGGGACCUCGUCACUCUGACACUCCCCAAUGUCAGCGUGAGCGAAAACGGCGUCUACAGUGCCACAUUUAUGGGCGACAGCCCUCUGUGGAGCGCCUUCUACCGCCUGAUCGUGAGAGCCUGCCCUGCGAAGAAAUGGGGACCGUCCUGCCAGAAGGACUGUCCCGACUGUCUGAAUGGUGGCAUCUGCCACGACCACGUUGGUGAAUGUGUCUGUCCUCCUGGGUUCAUGGGCACCCGCUGUGAGCGAGCCUGCCGGGAAGGACAGUUUGGCCGCAACUGCCAGGAGACGUGCCAGAGAGCCCAGGGCUGCAGGGGGCUGAGCUUCUGCCUGCCGGACCCCUACGGCUGCUCCUGCGCCUCGGGCUGGACUGGCUCCCGCUGCAACCAAGCUUGUCCCCCAGGAUACUAUGGUGCUGACUGUGCCCUGGGGUGUGCCUGCCAAAAUGGAGGCAGCUGUAACCGCUUCAGUGGCUGCAUCUGCCCUGCCGGCUGGCACGGGCAGCACUGCGAAAAGUCAGACCGAUUCCCCCAGAUCAUUCAACUGGCCUCAGAGCUGGAGUUCAACCUGGGCUCGGAGCCCGUCGUCAGCUGCGUGGCCACUGGCAACCCACUGCCUGCCAGCGACAGUGUGGAGCUGCGGAAGGCUGACGGAACUGUGCUCAAGCUCAUCAAAGCCAUCAUCGAGCCGGGGCAGAUCACCUGUGAGUUUCAGGUGCGGCACCUGACGAAGGCAGACACGGGGCUCUGGGAGUGCCGGGUCUCCACAACCGGGGGCCAGGACAGCCGGAAAGUCAAGGUCAACAUCCGAGAGCCGCCAGCACCGCUUACUCCUCCCCGGCUGCUAGCCAAGCAGAGCCGCCAGCUUGUGGUGUCACCCGUGGACUGCUUCUCUGGCGAUGGACCCAUUGUCUCUGUCAAGCUGCUCUAUAAGCCCAAGGAUGAUGCCUCAGCAUGGUCAUCCAUUGUGGUCGACAACAGUGAGAACAUCACCCUCAUGAACCUCCGUCCGGUGACUGCCUACGUCGUCAAGGUGCAGCUGAGCCGGCCAGGGGACGGUGGGGAGGGCAGCAAGGGGCCCGAGGCCAUCAUGGUGACCGAGUGCCUUGAGCCCACAGUCAAGCCUGUGAUCGAAGGCUGGUCCAUAGAGGACAAAAACACACUUCAUGUCAACUGGAAACUGCCAAGUAACCACGAGCCAGCACAUGGGUUCAUAGUCCACCUCUUCGACUCUGCAAAGCGGCUGGUCUGUGAGAAAAACAUCACGUCCAUCUCUGUGCUCUCUGCCCGCAUUGGGGACCUGGAGUUCAACAAGGAGUAUGGGCUGGAGGUACUGGUCUACCACUGCACCAGCCUGGGGCCCCCCUCCGACCUCUACAAGGUCGUGAUCAACAGCAAAGGGCCCUCUUCCCCACGGUCGCUCUUGGCAGAGUCCGUGUCUGACACCGCCGUCAGGCUCUCCUGGCAGGUCCCCGAGUACCCCAACGGGGGCAUCACCAAGUACAUCGUGGAGCUGCAGCAGGUGGGAGGCACCAGCGAGCCCCAGUGGAUCGACACCGACAGUGGCGCUGAGACCACCAAGAUCAUCGGGGGCCUCAAUGCCAGCACCAGCUACCAGUUUCGCGUUCGGGCCAACUCCCACGUCCCAGGGGAGUGGAGCCAGCCCGUGAAAGCCAAGACCCUGGGGGACG